CACUCACACACUUGCACAAAGUUUAGUUUGGGAGGCUUGGAAGCAGUAGCUGUGUGUGAGUGAGUAAUUGGGGCUUUUGGAUACUGCUGGCUAAGAGAGGGAGGCUGUUAGAUAGCAGUAAACCAUAUAUAUAUCUGGAUUUCUUUCUUCUUGUUUUGUGAUUUGCUGUAGAUAGUGUUUAUGUAAAUAUUGGUUGGUAAUUUUUGUUUGGUAGACUUUAUGAAAAGCUAAUUUGUAGGUGCUGAUAAAGUGCUUAGGGCUGGAUGUACUGAUUUCUAAGUGAAUGACCACUUCUGUAAAUGUUUUCUUUUUUAAAUCAUUCGCAUAUGGAAUUGCUGAUUUAUUUAUUUUAAGCAUUAAUCUGUUCAUUAUUUGGUAAUUACAUUAUUAAAAGCUUAAUAUCUAAAUAAAGUUGUUAAAGCAGAUUUUGUUAACAGAUUCUCAGGGGUAUUAAAAACCUGGGAUCUCGAGUCAUGUUUGGAUACUAGAAUGCUUAUCUGAGGUCUUAGAGGAUAGAUAAACAGAAAGGAGCUCACACACACACAGCCAUGCUUCGGUUUUGGCUUCUUCUUGUGGCCAUUUUAACUGUGUGCCCAUUCUGUGAGGCCCAGGAUCUAGACAUUGAUUCCCUCAUUAUCCAGUACCGAGUCUCUGAAGAGCAACCAGAAGGCACAAAGGUGGGCAGCCUGGCAGAUGACCUACGUCAAAGGGGGGAGACUGGUCCACUGGAGGACUUCCGGAUUGUGAAACAUGGUCAGGCCCUGCCAUUCAGUGUCACAAGAGAUGGGGUGGUGUCAACACUGGGCCAGCUGGACCGGGAGAAGCUGUGUCAUGGAGCUGACCUUUGUGAAAUCGGCUUUAGUGUCCUCUUUAGGAAAGGUGGAGCUGUGGAUGUCCUGCGUGUGAGGGUGGAGGUGAUGGACCUGAACGAUCACAGUCCCUUCUUCCCCAACCCAGUGCAGGAGGUGGAGAUCUCAGAAACAGUGGGACUGAGGACACGGAUUCCUCUGGACCGUGCCAUGGAUCCAGAUGCAGGUCCCAAUGGCCUGCAGACUUACUCUCUUUCUUCCAAUCAACACUUUAUCCUGAGUAUUCGAUCCUCUGGAGGUACCAAACAAGCAGAGUUGGUGGUUGUAAAAGAGCUGGACAGAGAGACACAAGAGUCCUUUGAAUUAACACUGGAGGCCUGGGAUAAAGGCAGUCCACCAAGGUCUGGCAGCACCAAAGUAAGAGUCAUAAUCCUAGACUCCAAUGACAACAGUCCUGUGUUUGAGGAAAGUACUCCGAUAGUGGAGCUUCCAGAGGACUCAUUGCAAGGCACGGUAGUCAUAAACCUUCAUGCCACCGACCCUGAUCAGGGUGCUAAUGGAGAAGUUGAAUAUUCACUAAGUAAGCAUUCUCCAUUAGAUGUGCAAAGACUUUUUAGUGUGGAUCCUCAAACAGGCACUGUGAUCUUAAAAGGCCCCCUGGACUUUGAGGAGAAGAGAUCCUACGAGAUAGACAUUCAGGCUAAGGAUCGGGGGCAUAAUGCUAUACCCUCUCACUGCAAACUGCAAAUUCGACUUCAAGAUGUGAAUGACAAUGCACCUCGGAUACACAUCACGUGGAGCCCUCCAGAUUCCUCUGUGGCAACUGUAUCAGAGGGAGCGUCAAAUGAGACGUUUCUGGCUCUGGUGAUAGUGUCUGAUGCUGAUUCUGGGCCAAAUGGGAAGGUGCGAGCCCAUAUUCAGGAUGGGUCAGGCCCGUUCCGUCUUAAGCAAAUCCAUGGAGACAACUACAUGAUUGUUACAAAUGGAAGUCUGGAUCGGGAGCGACAGAUGGAAUACAAUUUGACUGUUUUAGCACAAGACAGUGGGGUUCCGUCUCUAUCUUGUGUCAGGCACCUGACUGUCUAUGUAUUGGAUGAGAAUGACAACGCACCAGUGUUUUCAAAGACCCACUAUGAAGGUGUUCUCAAGGAGAAUAAUGUACCUGGAUUUCAAGUUUUGACUUUAGAAGCCAGGGAUAUUGACCUUGAUCUCAGUGGAAAGGUAUCAUACUCGAUUAGAGAGUCAAAUGAACUGGGGACAUCAACUGCUUUCUUCUCUGUCCAUCCUACCAGUGGGGCUGUGACUGUCCAGCAGUCAUUAGACUACGAAGAACAACCCAUAUACACCUUUAUUGUGGAAGCAGUAGAUCAUGGCUACCCUCCUUUGACCAGCAGUGCCACAGUGCUCAUUGAGGUUCAGGAUGUUAAUGACAAUUACCCUGUCAUCAAUGAACCUUUUCCCAAGAAGGGUAUUGCGGUCAUUAGUGUCCCAGUUAAUGCUGAAAAGGGAGAGAUUGUAACUGAACUGGGGAACAAAGUUCACAGAACCCUGCAUCCACUGUUAAAUCAUUCUUCCCACCACAGACCUGAAGGAUUUCUGGCUACAACCAUUGUGGCCAGUGAUCCUGACACUGGACUCAAUGGAAAACUUCAGUUUAGGAUAAUAGAUGGGAACCCCACAGGACUGUUUUGGAUAGAUGAUACCACAGGCCAGCUGUAUGUGAACACCACAAAUGCCACUGAAUUAAUAGGCAGAGUUUUUAAAGUUGCCAUUGCAGUUUCAGACAUGGGUACACCUUCACUUAUCACAAGAACAACACUUGAGAUGACUUUCAUCAAUCUUCGUGACCACCUUAAGAACUCUUCUCCUGGCCAUCAGGCUCAGUUCAGUUUCACAGUUCUUUUAGCUAUCUGUCUCGGUGGAACAUGCUUGCUGUUGCUUCUAGCUGUUGCUUUGGUUACUACCUUCUGUCGUCCAGAAAAGCGAGACAACCAUGCUUACAACUGCAGAGAAGCCGAGUCUACCUACGCUAGUCACCCCCGCAGACCCCAGAAGCAUAUUCGCAAAGCUGACAUUCAGCUGGUCCCUGUGUUGAGGGGUCGGAGAGAAGAUCCAACUGAAGAAGAGGCCAAGCCACUGUCAUCUGAGUCACGUUUGCCAGAGGAUCCACACCCGCAGGGUCAGUUCAGUCUUUCACCAACACUUGCCCGCAUGACAAGAAGCCAAACUUACCCAGAGAAUGAUGGCGUCCUUCCACUCACACAAAGCAAGACACUCAGAAAACCUGGGAAUAUAGAGUUAGACAGUCCCCAUAGCCCUGCAGUAUCUUACAGAACCCUGCGCAAGGCCCGCAACCCUUCUGCAUCUUCAUCCGUACACUCACAGUUCAGCACGCUGAGACGCCAUAAGCCUGAAGAGGUUAUCACACCCACAGACUCCUCAGAGGCCAUGGCUCAUGGAACUUUUGGACAAGCCACCCUCCGAAGGCCAAAGAACUCAGAAAGAACUGGAAGGUUGGAAGAACAAGACCACAGACAGAUACUGAGGAACCUGGUGAGGCUCUCCAUGGCUGCCUUUGGGGAAAAUUCUAUUGAGCUGUCGUCUGCUUCACCUGAAGUACAGCAAGUGUCUCAGCUGCUGUCUUUGCUUCAUCAAGGUCAGCUUCAACCACGUCCAAAUUUCCGUGGCAACAAAUAUUCCCACCGAGCCACCCGGUCAGGCAUGCAGGACUCUGACUGGCAGAGUACGAAGGACAGUGGGCAUGGAGAGAGUGAACCCGGCGACGUGGACUGGGAGGCUGGCAGAGACUCUCCUGUGGACCAUUUACUUGAUGAUGGCCUCAGCCACCCUGAUGACGUCUUCUCAGAUGUUCCUGAUCCAGCGUGGAUGGCCCGGCUAUCCCUACCUCUGACAAGCGACUACCAUGAAAACCUUUAUGUACCUGAUGGGUUACCGUCCCCAGAUGAGCCAAGUCUCUCUUUGGGCGGCCUUGACGACUCAACCUCCUUCUCCACCUUUGGAAAAGCCCCAGAAAAAUCAGGCCAAUUGGGAGGUGAAGCACUGCUGUCAGAAGUGAGCACACUCUUCGAAAUGCUCCUGACACAGAAGGCCGACGCCCAACCACGUUCACCAGCCGACGUGCUCUACAGACUCUCCACGGCCUACCGCCGUUCCCUUGGCCUGGACAUGCUAGGGGCCAAGUGAAAAACUCGACACCCGUACUGGAGGUUUAGUGAAAACUUCCCACACGAUUCCAAGAUUAUUCUUGCUGACUUCUGCCAGAUUUUCCUGAACUUUGUAUCUAUGAAUAAAUACAUACCACAAAUAUUUGCUCAAUGAAGGAAGUGAGAAACGGCAAGUCCGACUGUUAAUGACUGUUUUAAACGGUUUACAAAUAUGGAGGUAUUGAAACUUCAUAUUAGCUAAGUUACUCCUAGCUAACUGGUGGAUAACUCUGCAGAUAACUCUGCUGUGCUGAGUAAAGAUAGCUUAAAGUAUGGACUAAAACGGUUACUUAAUAUCAUUCUGUGAGAUUAUUGGCGGGUUGCAAAGUAGAAAUCUGAAAGUUGCCUGAUUUAAGUAAAUCCAAUGUUGAUUGGAUUACUGAAAAAGAUUACUGCACAGUUUAAUAACUGCAGUUAUUCAGUGUAUGUAAACACAACAAGUGUUAGCCUACUCCCACUUAGCUCCAUAACAGCCGUCCAUCGGUUAGCUAUUAGGCUGACAUAAGCUAGCACUGAAAGACUGCAGAUUACAGAAAUCAUGUACAGUUAGCAUUAUCACAGCGGGACACAGUUGGACAGUGCAAUUCGAAUGUAGAGCCAUCUGAAAGGACACAUUUUUCUGGACGAGCUGAGAGAUACAGAACUGUCAGUGAAAGUGAAAAAAGCACGUGGACUAAAGUUCUACAUAGUUUUACUUUAAGAUUUUUUUUUCCUGAUUUAAGAAUUAUAAUGCAGAAAAGAAAUCUGUGAGAAAUCUCACCUCUGUUGUCACUGUUUUUGUGUUAAUUUUACUGAGUGUUUCCUCAGAUUCAUAUCACUGAUUCAUGCAGCUGUUUGCCAUCAUUUAGCAAGAAAGUCAUUGUGUGCAGUGUCUGCAAUGGAGCAUUUAUAUAACAGAGCCUAUGUUUCUGGAUGGGGCUUGGAGAAGGAAAUGGCUCUUUGUCUUAACGUAAGACUAAACAGUACAAGAACAAGUCAUGUCUCUAAGAAGAAAUGUGUGAAAUUUUCUACCACAAAGAUCUGUCGUUUCCACUGCUUGUGUAAAUCUCUACUGGAUAGAAAAUAAGAAUUAUUUGUGAAAUUCUUUAAAGAGUGUAUUGUAAACAUAAUAUGAUCUUUUUUUAAGAACUGCAGGCAUGGUAAGAACUGCUGGUGUGGUUCUAUGUCUGAAUAUGUGCCUAUAGGUAUAUUUGAGGAUUUUUUUAUGGAUUUUAAUAACAUUCUAUUGUUUGUAGAAAAAAAGCACACCAACUUUCCAGAUCUAAAAGAACUACAUAGGAAAGGUGCUAUAAGUUAUGGAUUUAAGAUGUACAUUUUGUUUGAUUUCUUUAAGUAUGCCAUAUUAGGACAUCUGCGAUGCUUUUGUAAAUAAUGAAUAACUGACAGCACUUUGUAUAUACAUUUUUGUAUACCAUUUGAAUAAAAUAAACAUUUAUAAAAAAAACUUACUGUACAAUUGGACUGAGAAUCACAGUUGUUUGGAGUAUAACUGGUCAUAUGAUCCAUGAAAAUAUAAGAACCACAACUCUAAAAAAGGCACUGUUUUUCUUUAACCACAUUGUGGAUUGGAAAUGUAGACA
Messenger RNA from Astyanax mexicanus (Mexican tetra), 5613 nucleotides. RefSeq names its product protocadherin 12 (gene pcdh12). The record is from RefSeq and is a predicted model, not a curated record. Gene Ontology annotation, molecular function: calcium ion binding. Gene Ontology annotation, cellular component: plasma membrane. Gene Ontology annotation, biological process: homophilic cell-cell adhesion. The coding region runs from base 549 to 4013 and encodes 1154 amino acids. The transcript is spliced from 4 exons. NCBI's taxonomy places the organism in Eukaryota, Metazoa, Chordata, Actinopteri, Characiformes, Acestrorhamphidae.